Messenger RNA from Bursaphelenchus xylophilus (pine wood nematode), 1820 nucleotides. The record is from the annotation of a GenBank genome assembly. NCBI's taxonomy places the organism in Eukaryota, Metazoa, Nematoda, Chromadorea, Rhabditida, Aphelenchoididae.
AUGGUCGAGAAAGAGCGUCGUACAUCAUUCUCCGAACGGGUACUGCAGUUCCAGCCUGUAGAAGUUUCGAUCCAAAACGAUUACAGAGCUGUUUUCGAAGCCGUGGACUAUAAACCGGUUAAAAGUAAGUUUCACUUUUGAUUUUUUUUUGGUUUUUAGGUGUCAAGGCUCAUAGAAAUGUUUGGAGAAGAAGUUAUUUUGAAUUUUUGAAGUGGAGAUGUAUAUUAUCCAUGUUAUUUUCAGAGAUUUGGGAGCUAAACGUGAAGCUCAUCGAGAAUUCUACGAGUCGAGAACUGGGCUCGAAAACGGUCAAAUGGCCACAUUCAGAUCCGCCGGCAGAUGUAAGUGUUUUUAGAAUAAAAACUAAAAAUUUGGCCACUUCUCGACUAAAGUAAUAUAAUUUUAGUUCCGGUAUGACUCUGACAAUAAGAACUUGGUCUGGGAGAAUGCUCAAGACAUCGCGGUCCUUCCCGUGAGGCUUCCAAACAUCAGGAAAGCCACUUAUGUCCCUACAUUCAGCGCUCAGUUCCAACCGGCCAAACCUUCAAGUCAAAUUAGAUACGGCCUGAAAUUUGAUGAUGCUUCGAAGCCGAAGAAACCCAAGUUUGGAGUCUGCAAAGACCUUAUUGUCAAGGUAGGCGGUGCUUUGAUAAAAUUCCAGAAAAUUUUUUAUAUUCUCCAUGAUAAAAAAUGUUGUUUUAGGUGUCAACUGCGAAUGGCUUCAACGCAAAUGCUUCCUCAUCAGUUGUUGAAACCCCCGAGACCCCGAAAGCGAAUGGAAAAGCGAGAAAAAAGUCAGUUAGCCAGUCGAAAGAAAAUGGAAAUGGCGUUUCGACGAUGGUCUCUGAUUUUAUUCAAACUCUCAGAGAAAAUCUGGACUUCAACCCGCUGUUUGAAGAGCGACUGCCCCGAGAUCAGCAAGUCCGUGCCCUAAAAGCUUUGAGUUACUACUGGGAGAUUGAUGGAACUGAAGAUGUCCUCAGGGGAUUAAUUGCAUUGAGAUUUUUUGAUCUUUGGUAAGUAUUUUAAUUUUGUUUUGUUGGCUUUUAGGUAACGUUAAGCUGAAAGAGGUGAUCAGGCGUCAGAAUCGGGAUUGAUAUGAAAAUUCCGGAUGUAAUUUACGCAUUUCCAGGUCGGUGAAUGAAUUCCUGACGGAAAAAUUGACAAUCGGAGCCGCCUCACUCAACGAACCAUUGGUCAAAGUCCUCCUCGAACAGCCCUCGGUACUCUUGAUAGAAGACACUUUUGUUCAACUGACCAAAGCGGCCGUCCAGGAUGAAUUUGCCAGAAAAGUUUUGUUGCAGAAAUGCAUUCCCAAAGUUAAUUCGGCAAAAUUGAAUGCAGUUUUGGACACGGAUGAUGCUCUUGAAUUGUUGGAGAAGCUCUUAGUGGAUUUUGUAUACACUGCAAACGUCAAUUCGAAGGAUUUGGGGAGGGUAAGAUCGGAAAGCAAGGAGAUAAUCAAAUUAUUUAGAAUUUGGAUGCGAUUUUGUUGUUAGUCACUGCUCUCUCGGACAAAUUUUUGUGGAUUAACGACGAAGAACAGCUGGAACAGCUCCGGGAUAUUCAAAUUUCGAUGAAUCAGAUGGUAGGAAUAAAAUUUGAACGUUUUUUCACAGAUGUUUAGUACAAUAUAAAAUGUUUGAUGUUUUCAGUUCAAACUUUGCAAAUCCUCGAUCAGUGUGGUGGAGAUGAACCGGGUAGUCAGCAAGCUCCCGGAAAACGUUGCUUGCCCAAGUACGGACUUUAAAAUCGUCAAAGCCAAAAUCAAAAAGACAACAGUUGUGAAAUUCGAAGAAGAAGAGGAAGAAAUGGAAUAA